Messenger RNA from Pocillopora meandrina, 10055 nucleotides. The record is from the annotation of a GenBank genome assembly. NCBI's taxonomy places the organism in Eukaryota, Metazoa, Cnidaria, Anthozoa, Scleractinia, Pocilloporidae.
AUGUGCGAUAAAGCUGCAUGUGACAGGCAAAGCAAGUGCUCUUAUCUUCUUAGGAAGUUGCAAGAUUUCUUUCACCAUGAUAAGAUUGUGGAUGGAGGUGACAGUAUUAAGCAGUUGACUCAAAUCAUUGGUGUGGUCAGUGGCUGUGAUGAAGGUCAAGCCUAUUUUAAAGCUGUACAACAAUAUGUUGUGCAAACUAUGAUAGGGCUAUUAGAAGGUUCUGGAGACCACUUUAUCUUUCUACCUCCUGAAAGUGAUUUGUUUAAUGAAUCAAAUGCUCUUUAUCUUUUAAGUCUCCUGGCUUUUCAAGCUGGGGACACUGCUUGUUUGGAGGAAAUUGCAAGCUUCCCUCAAAGUUAUCCUAAUGAUGGUUAUUUGAUGAUCAGUGUGGGAGUGAUGUUAAGUCAGAGGAUGAAGUAUAAGCUUGGUGAAAAAUGUUUUCUGAGUGCAUUGAGUUACUUUGAACAUGAACAGAAUCAUCUGGGCACUGUUGUUACCACUGUGAACUUGGCAGCCUUUCAUAAGAUUUGUGGAGACUAUCAGAAAGCUAAGUCUUAUUGUAAUGCUGCAGUUGGGUUUUGCUGGGAUUUCACAAGGACCCCAGCAACUGAUGUUCAUUUGAAAGUAGCCUUUAGACUUGUUACCCUAUCUCAAGAACUCACAGACUACAAAAGUUAUCAUGAUAUUCUGAGUGUUGCUGUGAAAUAUGACAUUGACCAGAUUAGAGAUACUUUUGCAGUGCAGCACAUGAAGCAGCUGAUGACUUUGCAACUGAAAGAACAUGAAGGUGAACAGAUUAAACAUGACAAACUGGAAGAACUUGCCUUACAACUGUUUGUUGCAGAUACAUUCAUACAAGCACAACCACUGACUGCUGACUUCAUAGCAAUUGUUAUGACAUUGGCAGAGAUGUACUGCACCACUAAGUGCUUUAAUGAAGCUAGGCAGUUGAUUGACAAGUUGGAGUCAACAUUCCUGCAUUUUAAUGGUGGAAAUUGCCCACUUUUUGGCUUUUUACAGUACCAAAUUGGCCACUUUAAAUUUAAGUAUGGAGAGGCUAGUGACGCACAGAGUAGUCUCCUAAAAGCUGAGCAAAUAUACAUCCACUUCUUUGGGAUAGAGCAUCACAUGGUUGGAUCAUGCAAGAGUCUACAGGGUGCCUGUGCCUUGCAGAAAGGAAACCGUAAGGCGGCCUGUUAUUUUCUAAAGGAGGCUUGCAUUAUUUUUGAGGAAAUAAAUCCCCACCACCAAAAAGUAGGCACAAUUCUUUUGAAGUUAGCUGAUCUGGAGAGUGAGGCUGGAAAUUUUGAGAAUGCCAAAUUAACCAUUGAAGAAGCAUUGGAAAUGUUCAUAUUGUCUUGUGGUAAGGUCUCCCUUAAGACAGCCCUUGCUUAUCUUCAGGGUGCAUCUAUUCUGCAAAGGAAAGGAAAAUUCAUGCGUUCAGCUUUGGACAAAGUGAAAGAAGCCAAGGACAUCUUUAUCUACCAUGGCUUGCGCCAUGAUCAUCCAGAUGUUGCCUUCUGCCACUGUUUGCAAGGCCAGUUACUGCACUCCCUGGGUCAAGUCAAAGAAGCAGAAGAGGAGUUUCUCUUUGUACAUCAUCAGCUAUCAUCACAAGAUGACUUGUCUAUGAAGACCAAGGUUAUUACCCCUGAACUUUUUCGAAUGUUCUUUUUGGUAGAUACUGAUGGUCUUGCCCUCAAGGGUUCUCUCUUUUCCCACUUUCUUUCUCUUGUCAGUCUGGUUCAUAUGAAAACAAGGGAUGAAAAAACUGGUCAUAUGAGAGAAAUGUUCAGCUGUUUGGAAGAGCUAGACUCCGAGUUCCUGACAGUUUCAAAUAAUGUGGGCAAACAUGUGCACUGUGCAUUGCAGAGAAUUUUGGAGGCUGAUAUCCAGGUUUAUUGCAUCUUCAUUCCUGAUUCUGCUACACCACUAGAAGAGGAUGAGUCCUUUUCAUCAUCAUACAGUGACAAGGAAAAGAGGCCAUCAGGAGAUUUUGACAAUGUGUUCUUGAUGUCAUCAUGCAGUGGCAAUGGAAAGAGGCCACGAUUUCUUCUCUUCUGGAAGACAUCUGAUGUCUUGGAAACAGGAGACUUGGGCUGUGUUACCUCUUCCUUCCGUGAAAGUGUUAAACUACUGUGUCUACAGCCUAAGUUUAGAAAAACUUUCCAUGAGAAACAAGAGUUUUUCAUGAAGCUGCCAAUUCAAGAGCAAUCACCUGCUGUACCUUCCCUCUCUUCCCGAAUUGACUCUCUUCCACUUCUAGUUGAUUUAGAGUUAUCAAAAUUGCACAACCAGUGUGACAGCAUAGAUAGUUCUCCCACUGCAUCUACUCUUUGGCCUUUGGCUCAUGUGUCUUACUUUUCCUUUAGAUUUUCUUCCUCUGAUAAGGCACUGCUUGUUUUUUUCAAGUGGAUUUCUAGUUUAAGUAGAAAACUGGAAUUGUCUGAGGUGCUCAGCAUUUCAACUCCAAAGAUCCCCUUGGCUUUACAUAGGAAUUGUGCAGUCCACUUUACUUUUUUGGACCCUAUCUGUGCCUCCUUGUCACUUGCUGUUGAGGAAGGAUCUGUUUAUGUAAAGUGUCGAGCUGUAAAAGAAAGUGGGUCAACUUGUAUUUGUUCCUCUGUGAAGUGUGCUUUGGAGAGCAUCAUGGAGUCUCUUGAGUCUGAUUUUCGAGGAUCAGGCUUUGAACAAACUCAGUGUUUGCCAUGUGUGGAGGAUGGUGGUGAAAAUGCUAAGGAGCCAACAAAAUGUUAUUGUCACUGUAAGGACUUUCAAGACAAAUCUUCCUGCAAUUCUGACCAAAAGUUGGAUUUACAUGCACAAACCAACUGGGAACCAGAUUCUGAUGUGCUAAAGAUAGGACCAUCUAUUGACCUGUCACAGACUGAGGUAAUUAAAAUUUUUACUUUGUGAUUGAUAUCACUAAAACAAGUAGGUUCAUAGGUUAAAACUUCUCCAGAUAAAUAUUUGUUUUGGCAUGAUGCAAAUGUAUACAUGCUUGUACAAGGUGUAAUCUUAUUUCUUUCUCUUUCUACCUUUAAAGAAGGCAAGGAAGGGGGCUAUUUAGUUUAGGAGUCAAAAAUUUUUUAUCCUCAUUAUUUUGAGAAGGUUAAUUAUUUUUACUCAAACAGUGUAGUGGUUGAAGUAGAAUCUUGCAGUCACUGUCUCAAGAUAUUUUUGAAUCAGCAUAUAUCUUUUAGAACUUUGGGUCAUCUGUCAUUCUGAAAAAUUCCCCAAGAUGCACUGAUAGAAUUGGAAAAGAUGGUGAAUUUUCCAAGAUGUUUAGACCAUUUUUAUCAAAGUUUUUGUCGUUUGCAUUGCCAUGAGUUUCCUGUGUGAUUGAUAAAGAGGGUAAUUAAAAUGUUUCUAAGUUUAGGGUUAAAAUGAAGGAAUGUAUUGGACUCUGGAUCAAGAAUUCCAAAUUCUAGCUUUUGCUGGAGUCACUAGGCUUUGUUCUCGGUCACUCUUUAACUCUUUAACUCUCAAGACAUGAUUGUUAAUUCUCCCCUCUAGUCGCUACAAAUUUCCUUGUAAACAAGUUAUGAGAAUUUGGUGUUAGAUCAAGAUAACAGCUUCUACCUGAUACAUUUGAGUAUUCUCAUUACCUGCUUGCUGGAUAGUGAAUAGAUGGAUGUUGUAGGGAGAAGUCACUUGUUAAUCACUUGUUAAAGACUUGAAAGUCAUUGAUUUAGAAUUCAUAAAGGUAGAAUUUCUAGUAUAAAAUAAGUCCAUUUUCGGCAGGAUCCUGUUUAUUGAAAUUGUUCUCUUUUUGGUUAUAAAACAUUAUAACUAAAAGAAAGAGUGAAUAUCAAUCAUUGUAGAUUUACCCAUAACUGGGAGAUGUCAUCAUGAAAUUAUUUAUGAAAAGAUUAAUAUUACAAUGACUUCAUGUAUUAUUUUUAUUUGCCUUAAAUUGACUAUGGUUUUUUUUAUUUGAUAGGAUACUGAAAGCUUAUCAUUCACUGCCCACUCUGGAGACAAGAUUGGUACUGAUGUUUGUGUAAACCUUUUAGAGUGUAUUUUGAGAAACAGACAGUUAUCUUUAGAAAUACAACUUUCAGGCAACAACGAUGGAUUAUAUACUACUGAUGGUACAGAAGAACAUGUUAACUCUCUUUUAACUCCUGUGUCAGCCUCAUCACUGAACAGUUUGCCCUUGAGUCAGUAUGAUGCCACACAUGAAAACCCAGAGUUUAUGCAGAAAGCUUUGCCAUCUUUGAAGAAUGUCUGUGGAGAAACAUAUUCAGGAAAAGAGACAGGUAAUGUCUCAAACACAUCAUCAACUUCACAGGGAAUAUUUGUCAGCAGUCACUACCAUGAGAGUGCAGCAGUGAAGUCAAAUUGUGAAGAAGGUUGGAUUGCAAAGUAUCAUCCUAGCUCAGAAACCAAAGACAAUUUGCCACCAAAUGGAAGUCCUCAGGAGACGUGCAGUGUUCAAAGCAUUGAAGCAUGCUCUAACAAAGAGGAGUUGAGGGAGGAUCACGGAAUGGAAUUUGAUCAGAGUCUUGGACUUCCAUUGAUCACAGAGAAUGGCAAAGGCACCAUUCCCAAUGGCAACCUGAUCUGUGAAUUGCAAGAUGAAGUCGUGUUCUACCAGGAUCAAUGCUAUGAACUAAGAGAAGAAUUAAUAAAAUUGAAAGAGAAGUUGAAGCUCUGUGAAGAGGAGAAACAAGGUCUUCAAGCUGACAUAGGAAGACAGUUGUUUCUAGAAAGCAAAGAAAGACGAUGCAGGGAAAAGGUUUAUCAACCCCCCAGCAAACAUGCCAGUGGAAUGAGUAAGCCUGUUGGCGUUAGAGGUGCAUCCCAUGACUUUUCAGGUACAGAUGUUAGGCUGCUUGGUGGUGCAUGUCCUUUAGAAAAAGCAGGUAAAUACUUUUUGGAAUAGUUACUGUGGCUAUUGUGCUCCUGAUAGGAUUCAUAUUAACUGUAUGUUACUUCUACUACAGAUUUGCAUUAUUGGUGUACAUUACUUAUCAUGUCCUAAAGAUGAUCACCAGAAAGCGUGCUCGAUUGGUAAAGAUCAUGGCUUUCCGUCUUUGUCUUUCAAUAAUGCACAUUAAAAGGCAUAUGUUGCACAAUCUGAAACCGUGUUGUAUAGCCAUUUAGUCAGUAUGUCAAGUUAUAACUGAAAAUUAAUACUGUACCUUUAUUUAGAAAUUCCAUUACAUUAACAAAGGCUUUCAAAAUUUCAUCUUUCUUGGGAUAAGUAUGCGUGCAUGCAUUAUACUAUUCCAAGACGGUAUUAAUGUGAAUGAGAAAAAUAACUGCAUUUCUAAGAGUUACCUCACAUUUAUCUUGUUUGUGUUUCCUUUUGCAGGUAUCUUGCUUCAACAAAGACUCCAGGAGAUCUCACUUUCCCUUUCAGAAUUGGAACUAAGCAGGAUCAAGAAGCUUGUUCGACCCAUGUUGGAUAGCUUUAGACUAGCCAGGAUCAGGGAGGCUUCAGAGUUGUUUGAGGAAUUAGAAAGAAGAGGGAAGUUUUCCUUUUCCUUUGUUAAAGAUCUUCUGGAAAGAAUCCAUCGUUUUGAUCUUGUAGAGAAACUUGCUGAACCUUUUCACAAUGGUGGAGAAUCGUGUAGAAGGGAAUCUUGUUCACCUCAAGAGAACAAACAACUGGUUGACAUGUCUGAAAGUGUUUCUGGUGUCAAUGGUAAACAAUGCGAUGAAAUGGAAGAAAGGAAAGAAAUAUUUGACAACACUGAAGUUGAUGAAGAGGACGAAGUUUGCAACAAUUCCAAUGUAAACUCACUUAAUGGUGAUAAAGAGGGGGCUGCUCUUACUUUUCAUGCCGAGAGUGUGAAUGGAUCAAGGUUUUUUGGAGAUGUGGAUUUGUCAGAGGAGAGAUACGAUUCAGCCUCAGGUUUGUCUCAGUCAUUUGAUGCGUCAAGUAUUGGAUUGGACUCCCGAGAGAAGUCUUGGUCACCUUCAUUUACAGUUGAACAAUUUGAAAGUGAAAAGCUGAAAGGAGCAUGUGCUGCUAAUGGCAAAAGGGUCAAAGAAGUUACUCAUGACUUCUCUUUUCCUGAUGGUGCAGAGACACAAUCUUAUUCUAAUCAUCACUUUAAUGACACUAUAGAUGGUGCAGCUAAUUUACCAGAAAGAGCCCAAGAUAGUUUAAAGCAAGAAGACUUGACUAGUGUGAAUCAAGAUUCUCUUCCAAAUGGAGACACAACUCAGAGGCAAAAUGUUUCAGGUGCAAGGUUCACUGCUCAAAAGGACACAGCAAUAGAUCUUUCUGACUCUCAUGUGAGCAGUCAGUCAAAGAAAUGGGAGCAUUUAGGGGCCAGGCCAAGAGACAGACCUCUUAAAACAGACAGAUGUCCAGAACCUUCUUUGCUAAACUCAUUGGAAGACUUGGUACCUCCACAAGUUGCUGGACCUGUGGCUCAUGGAGUGGCCAACACAUUCUUAGAAAGACACUCAGAAGACAAACAUCUUCAUGAAAGUUUAUAUUACACUAAUGUUGAGAAGAUGUUGACUGAGAAUUCUUCAUUACAAGGAGCCUCUCAUGUAGACAGCAUGGUAAACUUGACUGAGUCAAAUAAAGCUCAACUGUACUUUGGUGAAUGUCAAGUUCCUUUCAGGUCAGAUCCAUAUUCUCAAACAUAUGCGUCAGUGUUCCCUCAGACUAGUGGAGCAUGUAUUGGAGGAAAUAACAGUUCAAACACUGGCCUCAACUUAUUGAAUCCUAAUGUAGCCAACAACUUUGUGCCUUUUACAGGACUGCAAGAUGGGACUUUUCCAUCUUUACAAAGAAAUGAAGUUUUUCAUUCAGGGUUCACUGGUUCAGGAUUGACCUCUGAUUUCAUGCAGCCCACAGGAUCUCAAAUAGGUGCCUUUAACACGUUGAAUUUCAAUUUAUCAUUAAAUGAGUAUGCUCUUGGUACAAGAGAGGCUCAAACACCACCGGAUGGGCAUUUUACAAGUUUACAAAUUAAUCAACCAAUUCACCUAGGGUUACAUGGUUCAGGCUUCACUUCUGACUUGACAGGGUCCAUAAGGCCUGAAAUGACACAUUCUGCAACUGGUACACAUAGAAACAGUGACUUCAGUGGCAGUGCAUCAAUGUUACCUUCAACAAGAAAUUCUGGAUUAUUAGGAAGUUCAUCAGUUAACAAGCAAACCUAUGGUUUCCCUCCAGAUGCUUCCCCAACUUCAUCUUCAGGAGCAAGGGUUAAUGGAUCUGAUAGCAGGCUUUUUUCAGAAUCAGAGUCAAGUAGAGUUAGUCAGUUAUUGCCAGUCACAACAGGCAGGGAUGGUUUGAAUACAUCUGAAGAGGUUAACUCUAGUAGCAAUGCAAUGAAUGCAUCUGGUGAUCAUUUGGCUUCUGGACGCUAUAGAGAAGGAAGCAGGGCCUAUAAUUCUUCAAGCUCUCACAUGAUAUCUGGUACUGAUACAGGGGAGAGUCAAUCUGGCGAAACUGAAGAUUCAGUCACAAACAGAAACUAUGGUACAGAGUCAGUAGAGUCUACAGAUAACUCCCUGCUUGAAUUGGAACAGCGUGUUGAAGAGGCUUGUGCAAUGGUGGAAAGAGUGCUUAGGGAGAGAGAAGAAAGAGAAGAGUUUGGUCGGGAAAUUGAAAGAAAAGAGCGUGAAAUUCGAGCAGAAAGAGCACGAAAGAAGAGAGAAAGAGAAGCAAGGGAGCUAGAGGAAGCCAGAGGAUGGCCUCAACAGCAGGAACCAGUUACUGGACAAUCUUUAUGGCUUUGUGAGCAUUACCAACGUCAUUGUAGAGUACGUUUCCCUUGCUGUAACAACUUCUAUUCAUGCCACCGUUGCCAUAACAAUUCCAAGGAAUGUGACAAUGAGGAAGCUAAAGCAAGUCAUGCAACUCACCUUAAAUGCAGCUAUUGUCAUCAUGAACAAGAGGUGAUGAAAGGUUUUUAGUUAUGUUGUAAAUUAUAGUUAUAAAAAUUGCCACAUUUUGUUCUGGGAGUGGUAGAAAACAUCCAGGGAGGAGAUUCAUGUCCUUUUUUCCAGUAAUGUUUGUUAACUGUUUUGGUGAGCUAUUAAUUACAAUACACUCUUUACUGUCGUUAACUCACUUUGCACGUGUUUGCAAAAUUUUAGUCGCCAUUGAAAUAAACAUUAAGCAAAACAAAUCUCACUGCAAAGUCAGAUACCAAAAUGUUAUCCCCUUUCCAUGGCAACUACACUGGCCACAGGUUGGAGCACUGUUCUCCCUGAUGAAUGAGACAAUCUAUGUUAAGAACUUUGUGACCAUAAUUCCCACUAACUUAGAGUGUGAGACUUUGAGUUUGAUUUUCCAAAUCAUUUCCUUUCAGAUUGGUGAAGACAGUGGCAAGUGUCGUAGUUGUGGAGCAAAGAUGUCAGCAUACUUCUGUGCUAUUUGUAAACACUUCACCAGCAUUGACAAAAAUCCAUACCACUGUGAAAAAUGUGGAAUAUGCCGGUAACUGACCUGACAGAGUUUUCAGUUAAUAAAGAACUUUUCUGUUGUGUUUUCCAAAGCUUUUUAUGUUUUGAAGCCACAUGAGCUUUUUCAAGGGCUCAAAGUGUAACUUUUCUUGUAAGUCAUCUUUUUGGCAACCUACAUGUGUAGAAACAUAGAAUGGUUACCAGAAAGUAAACACUUAAACAGCUCACAUUUUGCCUAAAUCUUUCUUUUCUCAAUCCUACCUUGAAGCCAGCUUAACAAAUUUGAUUUUUCUACCACUUCAAGCAGGGCACUGGUCUUAUUAUGCCAUGUUUUCUUGUAGCAUACAUAAAGACAAAUCAUUCCACUGUGAUGUGUGCAAUGUCUGUCUCGACAAACGCCUUCAAGGAAAGCACAAGUGUAGGCCAGACUCUGGCCAUGAUGAAUGCUGUAUCUGUUUAGAGGUGAGCUGGUAAACUUCAAAAUUCUUAACCAUUGGUUUCUUAAUCAUUUUUAUUAUUAUUUAUAUUAUUAUUAUUAUUAUUAUUAUUAUUAUUAUUAUUAUUGUUACUAUUGUUGAUAUAUUUGUAACAAUUUUCCUUUUCACUUCUUUUCUCAUGAGUAAAUGAUCCUACUCUGUAAGUGUAACACUGUGUUCUUUCCAAAGUAAGGUAUCGAAAAUCACUUUCACACAAGCUGUGUUCUCUGACCAGUUUUACACCUUCUGACAUUUUACUGUUUUUUUUUUUUUUUUUUGGCCAGAAGUCAUAUAAAUGUGACACUUACUUUAGAUUCAGACAUACUUCGGUACAAUUUUUCUAACCCACUACAUGUGUAUAUACUAGUAAACUUGUUUAUACCUUCCUUUCAUCCCUUAUUUCUUGACUAUAUGAUAACUCUAUGUUAAUUAUGACUUCAGCAUAAUAACUUUUCAUUUUUGGUUUACUCAUAGGAUGCUUUCAGUGGAUGUCAGAUUUUACCCUGCUCACACAAGGUUCAUCGAGAAUGUGCAAUAGCUAUGAUACAGAAUGGAAUGUAAGCACUUAAUUCUUCUAAUCAAUAUUCCUUCUUCACUUCUUUGCCUUGUUUGUUUAUUUGUAUGUUGUUGGGCUAGGCUACACAAUUUCCACUUGAUCAUCAUCACUUUCCCAGAGAAAACAAGAAGUAUAUCCAAAGUUAAAAACUCUUCUAAGCAGCUACCUCAUACACUACUGUGACCAGACUAUUUUCAGUUAUUGGAAAUUCUCAGAACUACUAGGAUGAACCUUUUGUGCAACCACUUAAGGUAAUGCAAGCUCAUUAAGAAGCAUCAGUUGGGUUACAAGCCUUGCAUUUUAUUUGUUUAACUUUUCCCUCAGAAAGUGGCAAUUGGUCCUCUACCUGGGUGCAAUAAGGCUUGUCUGGCUUAUGGAUACUUUUCCGUGUUUUCUUGCAAGUGAGGAACCCACUCCACUACUUCCUCACUUGCUUGUAGGGAAUCAGAAUUCUGCUGUAGGGCAUAUAACCUGUUAGUUAACUACAGGUAGCAAAAAAAUUGAUUUGUAUGCCAAUUAUUAGUAAUUGUAUGUCUCUUAUGUUUCUUAUUUAAGCCGCACAUGCCCAGUAUGCAGACACCCAUUAUACAGCCCAGCUCCUGAGUGAAAAUUGCUGCAUUUCAUGUUGGUGACAGUCAGCU